AUGAGUGGCAACCCGCAACAGCAGCCGCCGCGGCGGGUCACCAAUGUGGGCUCCAUGCUGCUGACCCUGCAGGAGAACGAGAGCCUCUUCAGCUUCCUGGGCAAGAAAUGCGUGACGAUGUCUUCGGCAGUCGUUCAAAUCUAUGCAGCAGAUCGCAAUGCUAUGUGGUCAAAGAAAUGCUGUGGUGUAGCUUGUCUUGUAAAGGACAAUCCACAGAGGUCUUAUUUUAUCAGAAUAUUUGAUAUUAAGGAUGGGAAAUUAUUAUGGGAACAGGAGCUGUACAAUAACUUUGUAUAUAAUAGUCCUAGACGAUAUUUUCAUACCUUUGCUGGAGAUACAUGUCAAGUUGGUCUUAAUUUUGCUAAUGAAGAAGAAGCUAAAGUAUUCUGCAAAACAGUAACAGAUUUACUUGGACGACGACAGAGAAGAUCUGAAAAAAGACGAGACCCACCAAAUGGCCCAAGUCUGCCAAUGGCAACUGUUGAUAUCAAAAACCCAGAAAUUACAACUAACAGAUUUUAUACUCCACAAGUCAACAAUAUUUCAUAUACCAAAGAAAAGAAGAAAGGAAAAACUAAAAAGAGAAGAUUGACAAAGGCAGAUAUUGGAACACCAUCUAAUUUCCAACACAUUGGACAUGUUGGUUGGGAUCCAAACACAGGUUUUGAUGUGAAUAACUUAGACCCAGAACUGAAAAACUUGUUUGAUAUGUGUGGAAUUUCAGAAGCUCAGCUGAAAGAUAAAGAAACCUCAAAGGUCAUAUAUGAUUUCAUAGAAAAAACAGGAGGUGUGGAAGCUGUUAAAAAUGAACUGCGCAGACAAGCUCCACCUCCACCACCACCGUGUAGAGGAGGACCCCCUCCACCUCCACCACCACCUCCCCAUAGUUCAGGCCCUCCCCCUCCCCCUGCUAGGGGCCGAGGGGCCCCACCUCCACCUCCUUCAAGAGCUCCCACAGCAGCACCUCCGCCCCCACCUCCGUCUAGACCUGGUGCAGCAGUGCCCCCACCUCCUCCAAACAGGAUGUAUCCUCCACCACCACCAGUGCAUUCAUCAUCUGCACCAUCUGGCCCUCCCCCACCUCCUCCCCCACCAGCAAGUGGGUCAUCUGUUCCUCCACCACCACCUCCUCCUCCACCCCCUCCUGGUCCUCCUCCACCACCAGGCCUUCCUUCAGAGGUUGAUCACCAGCUUCCAGUUCCUGCAGGAAACAAAGCAGCACUCUUGGAUCAAAUCAGAGAAGGAGCUCAGUUAAAGAAAGUAGAACAGAACAAUCGACCAGUGUCUUGCUCAGGAAGAGAUGCACUGUUGGACCAGAUACGACAGGGUAUACAGCUGAAAUCAGUAUCUGAUGGUCAGGAGAGUGCACCGCCAACACCUGCACCCACCUCAGGAAUUGUGGGUGCAUUAAUGGAAGUUAUGCAGAAAAGGAGCAAAGCCAUUCAUUCUUCAGAUGAAGAUGAGGAUGAAGACGAUGAAGAAGACUUUGAGGAUGAUGACGAAUGGGAUGAUUGAUCAUAUAUUAUUAUAUAUAUUUUUUAAGGUGAAUGAUAUACUAAACACUACUUUCUGUCUAUGGAUUCUGUAAAAUUAUCAUGUAAAUGUUCUACCAAUUUGCUGUAUAUUUUUGUUGCCUUUUGCUUUUUUAUUAAUCUGUGCAAUACCUCAUUUAAUCUGUAAAGGUUUGUCAUAAUCCUCUGCAAAGCUACUCCCUAUUAAUGUGUGCAAGUUUACACCUGGAUGAUCAUGUACAUGUGAAUACUUUCUAUUCCAUCAGUAAGGGAGUUUAAAUGUAAUAUGUGAGACUGACAUAAACCUUAAUGUAAUUUAGUUAUAAUGCAAGAAGGAAAACACUAUUUUCAUACCCUACUUUUUCUGUAUCUAAAAUUUCUUAUUAAAACCUAGUAUAGCACUAUGUCCUUUAAGUGAUGCAGCUCUUAGUUUAUUUAGCCCCUUCAUUUCAAAUGCAAUGCUACAUGAACGUUAAGGCUGGUUUAUUACUGUUGCAUGGUUUCAGGUACAUCACAACAUUGCAGUUCAAAUCUUAGUUACGUAAAGCAAAAUCACCACAGAACUCGUGCUAAUUGUGAAGAUUACCUUGCCCUAACUAUAGCAAUGUUGACUGCUACUGAACAGCAGUAGUAAUCUUUGGAUUAGGGAGCUCUAUCUGAAGUUAAACCAGGGUGGGUUUAUGUUGUAAUAGUGGUAAAGCAGACAAGUUCAGUCUUUGUUUUUGUUUUUUCCUUCCCAGCUUUUACUUUCGGAAUGAAGAAGUGUAAAUUACCGGGGGCUGUACUGGAGGCUGGCAGUUGCUACAGUUUGAUUUAUUUUUUUAAAUCAAGUUUAUGUGGUUUUCAGGCUGAAGGGCUGCAUUUAAUGCUUGCUUCAAUAAUGUUUAACUACUUUUAAAAAUGUGUAGGAUAUUGGUGUACUAAUAAAGUAAAACAUAAGUGGUAUUCCUUUGCAGUCUUUGCGUUAUGGUACACGACAAAUGCCGAAACACCGAUCCUACAUCCAUAAAGUUGGAAAACCAUCAACUCAGAAUGUACACUCUGAAUAAGCAGUGAAUGUUAUGGCAAUAUUCUGUCUCCGUAUGUUGGCUUUAAGACCAAGGGUUGUGCUGGAGAUUAAGAAUCUGAUUCACAAGAAUAGUGUUUGAGUAAGUGUACAGCAGAUGGGAUUCUCAUUUCACAGCUCGCACAUUUAUGUAAGUUGUACUCUGUAGUGCAGUCAGCAUUGGCAUAUCUGCCUGUUACAACAUACUCAUCUAUGCUAUGUGGGUAUUUAAUAUCUGCAGCAUUAUUUACUGUACUUAGUGUAACUUUCAGGUAGAAAAUCUUCUUAAAAACCACAUUAUCUGACACAGAAUGUUUAGUUAAGUCAGUCAUAUCUGGAGCAUAGUUGAUGCAUAGUGUCCUGGGUAUUGGACUAUAGUCAAGCUAUCAAAUUAAGUUUAAAUUAUCAGAAUUGUAUUGACAGAAACCCAAUGUUGACCUGAUCUUGACAGGCUGGACCUGCAUGAUACGACUUGGAUUUCUAACUCAGUUGUAACCUAGAAUUAAUGUAGUCAUAUGAGAAGAAACGAAAAGUUGCUGAAAAGUAGUGGGAAAGGUAAGGUUGUAGUUAAAUUAUUCAGAGAAUGCUAACUUACUUCCAAGUGUAAUUUAAGCACAUAACUUGAGGAAAAAAAAAUUCCAAGCAGCCUCACUUUCUUGCAGUAACUUUCAAAUUGCCCUCUGCUGCUAGAAACACUUCCUACUGACUUUGCUGAAACAACUUGAGUAUUGGAUCGAGUGCAAGUGCAGCCUGGGGUGGCUAAUGGCAGUGGAGCUGAGAAUUUACUGUGUAUAAGGAAAAUAUUUGUAUGGCUUUCACAUAACUUCUGGCACUGCUCCCUUAUUUUUUAUCGCAUAUAGGGCAUUUUAAAAUUAAGCAGAUGAGGCCUAGAGGUUUUCCUAACAUGCUACUUCCUAGCUAUGUUUAGCUGUUAUGCUAAAUUUCUGUAAUAUAGUUAAUAACAAAGCAUCACAGUUCAUUAAUCAGGCUUCUUAUUCCAGGGUUUGGGAGCUCUGGAUUUACCUUAUUGAAUAGAACUUUGAUUUGUAGAUACUGGCCAAAGAAAGGUUUUGGGUUUUCUGUUUCUCUUUCUUUGUACAAGAAGUACACUCACAUUCCGUGUUGUCCAGGUUAAUACUUCCUUUAGUGUUUGUACAUGAUAAAUUUCAGGCAUAAAGACUGCAAUGGCAGUUCAGUUAGUCAUAACUGCAUGCUUCAGCACUCCGCCACUUGCACUAUGAGCAGAAGAUAGCAUUUCAUGAUACUGGUGCAUUGUUGCUAAACAUUGUAAUGAAGGCCUCUCUUAUAUAUUCUGGUUAAACGAGUGUCCAGAUAGCCUUAGCAAUUAACAAACUAGCAUGAGGCUCUUGUAUCUCAACACUCUGUGUGCAUAGACAAUAUCAGCUAGCCACUUGUACCUAUGAAAUCCGUGAAAACUUCUCAAUCACUCAGUUUUCCAUUUAUCAAACUGAACAUUUUAGUAUGUGAAUUUUUGCAAUGUACAGUGAAUAGGAUGUUGCACUGGUGGCAAUUCAUCUUGGAGCAUAAUAAAAUUAAUUUGACCCAACCAGCGUAAAA
Pogoniulus pusillus (Red-fronted tinkerbird) is the source of this 4134-nucleotide messenger RNA. It is a transcript of the gene WASL, whose product is annotated as WASP like actin nucleation promoting factor. The record is from RefSeq and is a predicted model, not a curated record. Lineage: Eukaryota; Metazoa; Chordata; Aves; Piciformes; Lybiidae. The transcript has 11 exons. The coding region runs from base 1 to 1515 and encodes 504 amino acids. Gene Ontology annotation, molecular function: actin binding. Gene Ontology annotation, biological process: actin filament organization.